GAGUAUUAUUUUGUGUGAUAAGGAGAAAUAUUUCAUUAUUCUUUGUACAAAUUGCGUAUCAAACUAUGCACCAAGCGCUCCGAUACAACAAUUAGUGUCAGCUGAACGAUGCAAAAGCAAGAAGAGGUCACAAUUCGCCUCAAGAAGAUCUUCGACAUAUUCCUGAAUGGCAACUUUACCACAACCGACAAUGUUUACUUUGAAAAGCUCAUAUCGCAUUUGCAGUCUAAGGAGAAUGCGUUAUUGCUGCAAAUGCCGUUUGUCAUCGAUUGGGUGGACAAAUGCCUGACACUGAUCAGCGCCGACUUUCACAGAGUACAUCCAAAGGUGAUAUCGUUCAUGCUGAAUCUGAUCAGCUUUAUGACGUCAAAUGAGUGGAUGGUGUUACGGCUCCGCGAGCUGGACAUUAUGCAUAGAGUUGUGUUCUUUAUGCAGGCGCAGGAACGCAAUUUUAGUCCAUCGAUAAAGCUGAGUGGGAUACGGGUGAUGAAAGCGGUCACCAAGUACAGCAUGGGACUGGCCUUUCUGCGGAUGCAGCGCACCUGGACACUGCUCAUCCACUACAGCAACAACGAGCACACAUUGUAUGUGGUGCGCGAGGCGCGUCAGUUGCUCUACGAGAUGCUGUACAAAUUCUGUGACAAAAUGCAGGAUGAGGCUGUCACAUUGGAAAUUCUCGCUGAGAUUAUGAAGCCGAUACAUGAUAAUGUUUAUAAACCGGAUUAUAUCAAUAAUGAGAAUGCCAGUGGCGGCGGAGGAGGAGAAGGAAAUGAGGAGGAGCGCAUCCAUGUCAGCGUAGAUGAUCAUGAGCUGUUGCACAAGAUUUCCGCAACGAUUGAUCUACUCUGUUAUAUACUGCAGCAGACGCUGGUCAGCGAGGAGCGUACAAAAAUUGUGUCACUGUUGCGCGAACAUCAUGAUCUGGAGUUCAACAUUUGGAAACUGGUGGAGAUGACGCAUAAUACGUACUUCACCGAAAAGAUGCUGAACACAUUGUGCAGCUAUCAUUUUGCCGUGGUGGUGCAUGAGAAAAUCCUGAAUCCCAAUUGUGCUGAGCCGCCGGAAAAUUUCACAGAAUUUGGCUUAUCCUUUUUCAAUCUGAUGAAAUUCUGCAUACAGCGCUACGAUGCCAUCAAUUUCGUCAAAAUGGCCGAACUGCAUCACAUACUGUGGAAGAAGCUGGGCACACGGGCGCCCAAAGAGAUCAUCAUUCUGGACGAGCGAGUCGCCUUUGAGAAUCAAUUGAUUUGCUUUCAUAUGGCACCGCUGCUCUUCUCCAUGAAGUUUGCCAUGAAAAUGGCCGAUGAUUCCGAGAGUGAACUCUUCGAUACGUACGUAAAGAAACUGCUCGAAAUGUCCUGCGAGCAGACGCUUCGCUUGUGCUAUAGCCUCCGCGAUUCGUUCAUUACUCCAGAGGGGUAUACAAAUUACAAUUUGUUUACGCCGGAGCUGGCCAGAAAGUGUGUGCACAGCAUACUCUCGCUGGAGCACAUACUGGAUCGGGAGCAGGCGGUUACUGUCUGUCAGGCGCUGCUCUACGCUUUGCGUGAGGUUGUCGCAUUGAAUAACAUUAAUAUGCCCACGGAUCCGGAGGAUUGCCAUGGCCCAACUACCUCAAAUAAUUAUGUGGACAUCUAUCCACGCGGCUCGGAGGCCAUCAUCAAAGAUCCAAAAGUUAUGCAUUCCGUGAUGGUUGGCCUGCGUACGCUGAUCGAACGUUUCAAGAUCACGUGGAAGGAGUCCGUGGAGACCAUUGGCCUGGUCAACUGCCUGGCCUUUGUCCUGGAGAACUGCAAUAUGGAUGUGCCGUGCACCGUUCAGGCCCUGAAACUGGUUCAGCUGUCUGUGGAGCACUUUCUGUCGCCGAACAUGGCGCUGCUGGUGGACAAUCUGCAGGGCUCCGCUUUGGUUUGUCUGGGCCCUAUCAUUGUGAAGCGGAUGCACGAUAUAGCUUGGGAGGUGCGCGACUCUGCACUAGAACUGACAACAUCCAUUGCCUGUAUCUCACGCAUAAAGUUUCCCGCAUUCCAACAAUUUCUGAUCGAUGUGAAAAUACCACCGAUUAUCUAUGAGAUGGCCAAGCAUGAUAGUGAGCCAUAUGUGCGAGCCUCCGCCUACAAAUGCCUGUCCAAAAUGGUGCCGAUCAAUGCGCUGUGGGAGAAUGGACUCAGUCAAUUGGAUUUGGUGGAUCAUUUAUUGUACGUACUUUAUCGUGAGAACGAGGAUAUUGUGCGCUCCGAGGCCAUAUUGACAUUAUCGCUGAUCUAUGAUCAUCGCAAAAUACCGACUAAGUACAAGAAUACGCUUUUCUCAACGCUCAACUAUUGCGUCGUCGGCGACCAUCAUUGGGAGGUGAAGGUGAAUGCUCUGUGCUUUUGGCGCAUGGAGUUCAGUCGUCAGUUGAACAAUCAGGGCAUGCUCGAUGGCGUCUUUCCCAGCGUCACCUUCUCUAAGGAGCACAAAAAGAUUGUCACACUAACGGAACGUGAGAUCAAAUUGCGCGUUGCCAAAGUGCUAACCGAAGUCCAAAAAUAUGGCUAUUAUGGUAUUAUACUGCAUUGUCUGCGCGAAGAAUAUGCCAUCGAGGUCCUCAAAAUAAUCAUCAACGGCAUCAAGGUAAUGAACGAGAAACUGAAUGAAUACGACUUUCAGAUCAUCUUAAGUGAUAUCGAAUCGCUGACAACGUCCGUGAAUAGCAUCGACAACAGCCUGCCAUUUACGCCAGAUCAACCCAUGUCUGUGGAGCCGGACGAGGAUGAGGCUUCUUCCAUUAUAAAUGCCGAGCAGGCAGAUGAUGUUAUCGAAUCUAUUUUAAAUGCUCAGGAUGUGCAGCUCUUGGAGAAGACAUUUCAAUCGCAAAUGCAAAUUAAUUGUGCAGAAACACAGAAGCGUCAUAUUGAUGAGUUCUACUACAAACAGUUUGCGGUCUCCGUCCGCGAAUGGCGGGACGAAAUUGCCAAAUUUGAUUUGGAUAAAUUACUCAAACAGCAGGAGGAGUGGUUCGAUAGCAAUGAUAAUUUGGUCUGUCUCUUGGAUGACAUACUGAACGUGAUAAGGCGUAAUGAUGAUAUGACAUCCGAUUGUUAUUAGUUAACUCUAGAGAGCUUUGUGAUUUCAAACUCUUUUCAAUACGUUUUUAAGUUACGCAUGUUCUGAAAUAAUAAUAAAAUAAAAUAAUUUGAUUUAUUAGAAA
Molecule: messenger RNA, 3193 nt
Organism: Drosophila grimshawi
Lineage: Eukaryota; Metazoa; Arthropoda; Insecta; Diptera; Drosophilidae
Exons: 6
Coding region: 109-3090 (993 amino acids)
Biological process (GO): cell population proliferation; DNA damage response; positive regulation of protein phosphorylation
Cellular component (GO): nucleus
Source: RefSeq, a predicted model, not a curated record